AUGUUGAUGUUGACUGUUACUCUGAGUUACAAACAGACAGACAGUCACACACAGACCAUACCACUCGUUAUCACUACACUGUACACCAUGCGUUCCUCUGCUUCUGUCGUUUCUGCCGUUUUUUCCCUGGCCCUGCUGGCCUCCCAGGCGGUCGCCACCCCUCCAGCGUGUCUGCUGGCCUGUGUUGCACAGGUGACCAAGGCAUCCUCGACCUGUUCCUCUUUGAACCAGGUUGGGUGUGUCUGCUCCAAGGAGGCCGACCAGGUCAAACAGUGUCUGGACAGCAUCUGCCCAUCCGGUGACGCUGACGCUGCCUACAGCGCCUUCCAGAGCUCGUGUUCUGAACAGGGGGCCAGUCUAGGUGGGUCCUCCGCUCACUCUUCCAAGGCUGUUUCUUCUGCCACCUCUACUUCUGCCUCGUCUUCUUCUUCUGAGACCGCUGCCACCACCACCUCUACUUCUUCUUCUAAGGCUGCUUCAUCUUCUUCUGAAACUGCUGCUACCACCUCUACUUCUUCUUCUGCCCCAUCUUCUUCUGCUGCUGCGUCCACCACAGUCUCCGUCUCCAGUGCUAAGCCAACUACUGCUUUGACAAAGUCCUCCACACAGGCCUCCAGCACCAUCAGUGUCUCUCAGAUCCACUCAGGUGCAGGUAACUUGUUGCAAUCUGGUAACUCGUUCGCCAUUGCUGCCAUCGCCGCUUUGUUGAUCUGA
Messenger RNA from Huiozyma naganishii CBS 8797, 714 nucleotides. It is a transcript of the gene CCW14, whose product is annotated as Ccw14p. Bases 1 to 714 code for a protein of 237 amino acids. NCBI's taxonomy places the organism in Eukaryota, Fungi, Ascomycota, Saccharomycetes, Saccharomycetales, Saccharomycetaceae. The record is from RefSeq and is a predicted model, not a curated record. The transcript has a single exon.